AUGCUCGGCAUCCGCCCUCUCACGCUGCGCCCGCCUCCCCGUCUUGCUUUCGCUCCUCGUAGAUCCGUCGUACCUCAGCACGCCCGUAUGUCGUUCACGAAGGACACGAGGACGAGGCUCCGCGAUGGACACGAGAUCCCUAUAAUAGGCUUUGGAACCUACCAGAUCACCGGCCGUGACGCAUACAACGCCACCAAAUGGGCUCUUGAGGCCGGCUAUCGCCACGUCGACUCCGCGGAAUGGUACUCCAACGAGCCCGAGGUCGGCCGCGCGAUCCAGGACUUCUGCACCGCCUCUGGGACCCCGCGCGCGGAGGUGUACUACACCACGAAGCUGCAGACGAACCGUUCGCGCGCGGACGCCCUCGAGCAUGCCCACGGUUGCCUUGACGCGUGCGGGCUCGGCCACAUCGACCUCUUCCUCCUGCACUCGCCCAUCGGCGGCCCCGCCGCGCGUCUCGACGCGUGGCGCGGCGCGCUCGACGCCCGCGACGCGGGGAUCGUGAAGAGCGUCGGCGUGAGCAACUUCUCCGUGCGCCAUCUGCAGGAGAUGAUCGAUGCGGGGGUGGAGCUGCCGGCGGUGAACCAGAUCGACCUGCACCCGUUCAUGACGCGGACCGACGUCGUCGGGUUCUGCAAGCAGCACGACAUCGCCUUGGAGGCGUGGGCACCCCUCGUUGAGGGUAUGCGCUUCCGCCAUCCGACAAUCGUGAAGUUGGCCAAGAAGCACGGCAAGGAGCCCGCGCAGAUCCUCCUGCGCUACUCGCUCCAGAAGGGCUUCAUCGCGCUCCCCAAGUCCUCGAAGAAGGCGCGCAUCCAGUCCAACUUGAACGUCUACGACUUCGAAAUCGCAGAGGCCGAAAUGGCGGAGCUCGACGCCCUGGACGAGUAUCUCAUUACCGACUGGGACCCGACGGAUACGCCGUGA
Epithele typhae is the source of this 927-nucleotide messenger RNA. Its product is annotated as Aldo/keto reductase. The record is from RefSeq and is a predicted model, not a curated record. Lineage: Eukaryota; Fungi; Basidiomycota; Agaricomycetes; Polyporales; Epitheliaceae. Gene Ontology annotation, molecular function: oxidoreductase activity. The transcript has 8 exons. The coding region runs from base 1 to 927 and encodes 308 amino acids.